AUGGCUCUCACUUAUGUUCGUCAACUUAGCAGAGCAAUAUGCAAUGUACAAAUUUCGAAGACUCGAAUGAAUAGAGCAUUAAACACAACUCAACCCGUAAGACUUGGAAUGAUACCCAUCGUCGUUGAACAAACUGGAAGAGGGGAGCGAGCUUAUGAUAUAUAUUCUAGACUUCUUCGUGAACGUAUAAUUUGUCUUAUGGGACCGAUUAAUGAUGACAUUAGUUCCGUAGUUGUAGCUCAGUUACUUUUCCUUCAAUCUGAAUCGAGCAAAAAACCUGUACAUCUUUACAUCAACUCUCCAGGUGGAAAUGUGACUUCUGGUCUCGGUAUUUACGAUACUAUGCAGUACAUAACUCCACCAGUAGCUACUUGGUGUGUUGGUCAAGCUUGUAGUAUGGCUUCCCUUCUUUUAGCUGCAGGAGCUCCGGGUAUGCGCCAUGCACUCCCUAAUUCGCGUAUCAUGAUUCAUCAGCCUUCAGGUGGAGUCAGAGGCCAAGCAACAGAUAUUCAAAUUCAAGCAGAAGAAAUAUUGAAGUUAAAAGCACAAAUAAACAAUCUCUUUGUUCGUCACACAGGAUUGCCUGCUGAAAAAGUGCAAAGCUCUAUGGAACGUGAUAAUUUCAUGUCACCAACAGAAGCAAAAGCGUUUGGAUUGAUUGAUAAUAUCCUUGAACAUCCACCAUCUCAUGCUGUGGAGACCGAAUGUGCUUCAACAACAGCCACAUCUGGCACCACCACUACUACUACGAAU
Messenger RNA from Brenthis ino (lesser marbled fritillary), 753 nucleotides. The record is from the annotation of a GenBank genome assembly. NCBI's taxonomy places the organism in Eukaryota, Metazoa, Arthropoda, Insecta, Lepidoptera, Nymphalidae.